Molecule: messenger RNA, 2329 nt
Organism: Cryptotermes secundus
Lineage: Eukaryota; Metazoa; Arthropoda; Insecta; Blattodea; Kalotermitidae
Gene: mri
Product: BTB/POZ domain-containing protein 10
Exons: 8
Coding region: 171-1517 (448 amino acids)
Biological process (GO): positive regulation of phosphorylation
Cellular component (GO): cytoplasm
Molecular function (GO): protein binding
Source: RefSeq, a predicted model, not a curated record
GGCGGUUGUAGGGUUUCGACAGUUAUGUAAAUGGUAAUACGGUAUAUCGGCCUUUAUUAAGAAAGUAAAGUUGAAUGCAGUCUUAGAAGUAAUGCAGUGAUUGUUCGUGUAGGAAACAAAACAAUGCCCAACGACAAAUAUACUUGAAACUGAGAAACAUACGUUCAUCGAUGCCAAACUACUCGGGAACGACUCUACGGAAUGCAAUGUCUGUUCCCAAGGAUUGUCACUCAUAUGAUCGGGACAGUAGUAGUGAUACAGAGGAUUACCACGAUUCUGAUGACAGGAGGAGAAGGGUCUAUCAUAAAAAUAGGAUGAGUUAUGGAUCAUCAUCAAAACCAAAGCCAUGUUUAGUCCAGAGACAGGGUGGAGGUGUUCCAAAUGAUCAGCGACCGCACCUUGUAGCAACCCCUAAACAGUCGCUUAACAUGGCCCCUAGAAACAGGUCUCGUACACAGCACCACUCACUGGGGCCAGCAAAGAACCAGAUGAACAGGGACACAGACUCUAUCCAGGCUGCUACUUCAUCUUCGAACUUGACCGUCACUCCUUUGAGUGAUGAACGAAUCACUCUAGUAGUAGACAACACACGAUUCAUCUUGGACCCUGCCUUGUUCACCGCGCACCCCAACACUAUGCUUGGCAGGAUGUUCAGUUCUGGUAUUGACUUCAUGCAUCCAAACGAACGUGGAGAAUAUGAAGUUGCUGACGGAAUCUCUGCAACAGUGUUCCGCUCAAUCCUGGAGUAUUACAAAGGUGGCUUAAUAAGAUGCCCCCCUACAGUUUCCGUGCAGGAGUUGAGAGAGGCUUGCGACUACCUACUCGUUCCGUUUGAUGCUCACACCGUCAGGUGCCAGAAUCUCCGAGGUUUGCUGCACGAGCUGUCCAAUGAAGGGGCACGCUGUCAGUUUGAAGUGUUCCUCGAAGAGCUGAUCCUUCCUCUGAUGGUGAACUCGGCGCAGCGUGGUGACCGUGAAUGCCACGUUGUUGUUCUGUUGGAUGACGAUGUAGUAGACUGGGAUGAGGAGUACCCACCACAGAUGGGGGAGGAAUACUCACAAACUGUUAACAGCACUGCAAUGUAUAGAUUUUUUAAGUACAUAGAAAAUCGUGAUGUGGCUAAACAAGUUAUGAAGGAACGUGGAUUGAAGAAGAUUCGUCUUGGAAUAGAAGGGUAUCCUACUUACAAAGAGAAGAUUAAAAAGAGGGCUGGUGGACGAGAGGAGGUGAUCUACAACUAUGUGCAGAGGCCAUUCAUACAUAUGUCAUGGGAGAAAGAGGAGGCUAAGAGCAGACAUGUUGAUUUUCAGUGUGUCAAAUCGAAGUCAGUGACGAACCUGGCAGAAGCAACGGCUGACCCAGUUCUCGAGCUCGAUGCUAGAGGCAACCCCAUUCCUGCUCCAGCAGUGCAGGGGACAGAGCAUGAGGAGGGAGCUGUUGGAGGUAUUCUUCCCCCACAACCCUCUGCAAAUGAGCCAUACCCAGAACUGCCUCUUCCACCCGAGGAGACGCCAUAAUGUUGAUAUGUAUGAGGACCGAUGUAGGUUUCAUAUUGUGUGUUUUAACAUCCAUCCAUUCAUGUUGACAGCUUAAAAUUUGGCUUUUGUACUGAAUGAGUAUAAGCGCAGUAUUUAAAUGUGUUCUGUCUUCCAUGUUCUUUAUGUAUCUUUAUUUAUGCUGAGAGGUUCAAGCAGAGGUUGGUUCUGCAUAGAGGCGUGCAAGCUUGAUAAUUUUAAGUCUGAGCUGAGCCUUACAAAACUUAUGAGCUCCAAACUUCAGCUCUGAUCUUGAAAUAAGAAGUCAGUAAGGUGAAUUAAGUUUGGAAGUUCCAUGGCUGAUAUUCAUUUCAGCACAAUUUUAUCUAAUGUGAUACACUGAUUCUCCUGAAUAAGUUAGCACACUAACUGUAUCAGUUGCUGCUCCUUUAACUGGUCUGCAUGGCCACUGUUCAUCCACUAAACUGUUAUGAUAAUUUUUCAGCAGUUCACACUACUUACAUUUUUUGAUGAUAACUGUCAUAUUGUGCAAGCAUUUUGUGGAAGAUUUCACCCGGUUUAAUUCAUUCUGACACGAUAAAUUGAAUGACACAUCAGUGUCCAACUGUGGUACAGUCUGAAAGGGGGGGGGUCUAACAUUUUGGAAACGGCUGGUGACAUUAGUGCCAACUUUGUACGGAGGCUUUUAAUACUAUAAGUUCAUACAUUCGGUAGUGAGUAUAGGAAAAAGUACUCAAGUUGAUACAUGUGUGUACGUAAACUAAAUUCUGCUUAUUCAUUGCAUGAGUGACACAUGGGGGGAUCAGUAAGGAGUUUAAUACUGUUCUUCUAAA